AUGGCUUCUUCAACGGUUCUAGAUAUUCUUCAUAUUAGUCAAAAAUAUGCACUCUAUACUAAUUACAUUAUACUUAUUACUGGUAUUAUUGGAAAUUUUUUUAAUAUAUUGAUUUUUACUGGUUUCAAAGCCUUUCGAAGUAGUCAAUGUGUUUUAUAUUUUGUAACCGAAUCAAUUUCCAAUAUAUGUCAAUUAAUAACAUUUUUUCUUAUAAGUUUAUUAAUAACAUUAAAUGAUAAUGAUCCAGCAAAUUCAAUACUUUUCUGGUGUAAAUUUCGUACUACGAUGAUUACAUUAUGUACACUAAUUUCAUUUUCUGCUGUAUGUUUUUCUACUUGUGAUCAAUAUCUUUCAACAAGUGUUCAAUCCAGUUUAAGAAAAUUAAGUACAAUUAAAUUAGCUAAAAUUCUAGUAUUUACAGCAAUUAUUAUUUCAAUAUUACAUACCAUUCCAUUUUUUAUAUUUUUUGAAAUUCGAGCUUCUUUCUGUAGUGUUUUCAAUCCAAUGAUGUCUCAGUAUCUAACAUAUUUCUAUUAUCCAAUUUUAUCUGGACUUCUACCUAUUUUCAUAGCGUCAUCAUUUAGUAUUUUAGCAUAUCGAAAUGUUCGACGAAUUGUUCGACGGCAAAUGCCAAUAGUUCGUCGACGACUUGAGCGACAAUUAACAGCAAUGGUCCUUGUUCGUAUUAUUGCAUUUGUUAUAUUAACAUUACCAUAUGCUAUUCAAAGAAUGUAUACAUAUCUUGCAAAAGUUGAUCAAUCAGAUCUUUUACUAUUUGCAAUUAAUGGUCUCCUGGAAGCAUCUUUUUAUAUAUUUAUGGCAUCUUCAGUACGAUUUCGUCGUCAAGCGAAAUAUGUUUUGGUAAAGAAAUGUUGGCAACGAUUGAAACGAUGGUUUUCUUACAAUGAAAAUCAAAUUCAUCCAAAUAUGCAGAUGCAACCAGUUGAAUCUAGCGUUGAGCAACAAUGA
This is a messenger RNA of Rotaria sp. Silwood2, 969 nucleotides long. The record is from the annotation of a GenBank genome assembly. NCBI's taxonomy places the organism in Eukaryota, Metazoa, Rotifera, Eurotatoria, Philodinida, Philodinidae.